UGCCAGCUAAACUUCCGUUUGCCCAUCGUUCUUUCGUUCUCUGACCGUCUUCGAAAACAGAAGAAAAAUGAGAGCUAAGUGGCGUAAGAAGCGUAUGCGUAGGUUGAAGCGUAAGCGCAGGAAGAUGCGUGCAAGGUCCAAGUAAUCGCAUCGCCAUUGCCCAUUUUCGUGGAACCCCUAUUGACGUACAAAAAUUGAAUGCCGACUGGGCAACUCGAAGCCCGAAAGUAAUUUGCAAAAUGUGUUUUCGAAACCAGAAAAUAAAUGUGCUUUACAACAAAUUCACUUUGAAAUUUCCAUUUGAAAAUACUUAAAUAAAUUGCUGGUUUACAAUUGUUCCACAAAAAAAAACAUAAACCUGUGUUAAAUUACCAAAACGGACAGUAAAAAGAAAGGAAAAAACGAAAGAAAAAAUAUUCAAGCGUGCUUUUUCUCAACAUAACCCCACUCACUCAUGAGUGUGACCCGUGCUUGCUGUUGUGCAUGCCUGCGUCUGAGCAGAAUCGGAGUUGCCGCAACUGCAAACGGAAGUAUUAGUGUGCCCAGGCCACUAUGUGUAUUUGAUUUGAUUUAUUUAGACAGAUUGUCAGCAUUUCUGCGGAAGUACUUGUCGUGUUAAGUGGGUAUCCACCUCCCCCGCCCGCUCACAGAAACUGCAACUCUUUUUGAGUUUGGAAAUAGAAUAAGCGGAAAACCACUGCUAUGUCCUCGCAUAACUCGCCACUUGUACAAAUGCUGCAGGCAUUGGGAGGUGGAAUUUCUGGGGGAAUGACGCGUUUCUUGACGCAUCCGUUCGAUGUGCUGAAGAUACGAUUUCAAUUGCAGGUGGAGCCGUUAGAAAAGAGAUCAAUCAUUUCCAAAUAUAGUGGCAUGCUGGACGCCUUCUCCGUCAUAUAUCGCGAGGAGGGGCUACGCGGCAUUUGGAAGGGUCACAUAUCCGCUCAGACAAUGAGCAUCACCUAUGCUCUGGUCCAGUUCUGGUCAUAUGAGCAGUUGCGCCGCGCUGCCUCCCAGUACUCCUUCUUCCAGAGGCAUCCGAAUUUUAGCUACUUCAUGUGCGGCGGAAUGGCCGGUUGCAUUGGCACCUUGGCGGCUCAUCCGUUCGAUGUGGUGCGCACCCGGGUGGUGGCCGCCGAUCCGGGCAGUGAUGCGGGCAAGCUGAGUGCGUUGUCGGGCGUGAAGAACGUGUUUCAGCGUGAGGGUUUGCGUGGCGUCUCGAGCGGCCUGAUGCUGACCCUGCUACAGAUAUAUCCGUUGGUGGGGGCCAAUUUUGUUUUCUACAAGUUCUUCAAUCAUAUGGAAGGCAAGCUGAUCGGCCAAUACCACCACGAUCCGCAUCCGCAGCAUUUGAUACCGGGCGCCCUGCUCUUCUUCAAUGCUGCCGUCUCCGGCGUUCUCGCGAAAAUAAUCGUCUAUCCGCUGGACCUAAUCAAAAAGCGCUCGAUGCUGAGUCACUUUGAGGCUGACCGUAAAACAUUCGGUGUUAAUCCCAGUUGCAACACGAUAAUGUUCUGCAUUCGGAAUACGAUUGAGAGGGAGGGCGUUAUGGGUUUAUAUAAGGGAAUGGUGCCCACACUCUACAAGUCUGGCACUAUGUCCGCCUUCUACUUCACCAUAUACGAUUACUUCAACCACUAUAUCACCAUACCCAUUCAUGAGAGAGAAGUGGAACGUGAGAGGAACCGAUCGAAAUAAGUUUUACUAUUUCAAAUAUUAAAUAUUAACAGACAAACGGAUUUUACAACAGACACAAACAUUUUGUAAUUGCUUAAACUUCCCAUCAGAUUAAAGAAAAGAAUUUAUCGAAAGCGCAUUUU
Molecule: messenger RNA, 1817 nt
Organism: Drosophila grimshawi
Lineage: Eukaryota; Metazoa; Arthropoda; Insecta; Diptera; Drosophilidae
Gene: Tpc2
Product: mitochondrial thiamine pyrophosphate carrier
Exons: 4
Coding region: 703-1695 (330 amino acids)
Biological process (GO): thiamine pyrophosphate transmembrane transport
Cellular component (GO): mitochondrial inner membrane
Molecular function (GO): thiamine transmembrane transporter activity
Source: RefSeq, a predicted model, not a curated record